AUGUCACCUCUCGGAUCGGUGGCCCUGGCCAAUGGCUCCUCGUCGUCGCCAAAGAAGGUCGCCUACUUCUACGACUCCGACAUUGGCAACUAUGCCUACGUUACCGGCCACCCCAUGAAGCCGCACCGCAUUCGCCUUGCGCACAGUUUGAUCAUGCACUAUGACUUGUUCAAGAACAUGGAGAUUUACCGCGCGAAGCCCGCGACUAGGGGCGAAAUGACCCAGUUCCACACAGACGAGUACAUCGAUUUCCUUCAGAAGGUCACCCCCGACAACAUGGACGCCUACCAGAAGGAGCAAGGCAAAUACAACGUCGGUGACGACUGUCCCGUCUUUGAUGGCCUGUUUGAGUUCUGCGGCAUCAGCGCGGGCGGCAGCAUGGAAGGAGCGGCUCGCCUCAAUCGUCAAAAGUGCGACAUUGCCGUCAACUGGGCUGGUGGUCUCCAUCACGCCAAGAAGAGCGAAGCCAGUGGUUUCUGCUACGUCAACGACAUUGUCCUCGGUAUUCUCGAACUCCUGCGAUUCAAGAAGCGCGUGCUCUACAUUGACAUCGACGUCCACCACGGUGAUGGUGUCGAGGAGGCCUUCUAUACGACCGACCGUGUCAUGACCGUGUCUUUCCACAAGUAUGGCGAGUACUUCCCUGGUACCGGUGAGCUGCGCGACAUCGGCAUUGGCACCGGCAAGUACUACGCCGUCAACUUUCCCCUCCGCGACGGCAUCGACGACAACUCUUACAAGUCCAUCUUCGAGCCCGUCAUCGAGCAUGUCAUGAAGUUCUACCAGCCCGAGGCCGUCGUUCUGCAAUGCGGUGGCGACAGUCUUAGUGGAGAUCGCCUGGGCUGCUUCAACCUCAGUAUGGAGGGCCACGCCAACUGCGUCGGAUACGUCAAGAGCUUCGGUCUCCCGACUCUUGUUCUCGGUGGAGGUGGAUACACCAUGCGCAACGUUGCCCGCACAUGGGCAUACGAGACGGGUGUUCUCGUAGGCAAGCACCUGCCCCGGACGCUUCCUUACAACGAAUACUACGAAUACUAUGCUCCCGACUUCGAGUUGAACGUUCGCCCCUCGAAUAUGGAGAACUCGAACAGCUUCGAAUACCUCGAGAAGAUCAAGGCUGCCGUCAUCGACAACCUCAGACACACUCAACCUGUUCCCUCCGUACAAAUGCAAGACGUGCCUCGUCAACCCCUGCCCGGCGGUAUGACGGAUGAAGAGGAGGCCGAGUUGAAUGAUCUAGACGAAGACGAGCACCCCGACGAGCGAAUGACUCAGCGUCGCUGGGAGCAGCGUACCAACAACGAGGCAGAUUUCGAAGACAGCGACGACGAGGAUAUGGAGCAAGCAAACGGCAUCACUCGCCCUCGUAAUGCGAAGAAGCGGACGUUCCGUGACUACCGCCAACAGGAAGCCGAGGCCAACAGCGGGGCUGCAUCACCAGUCAAUGGCGCUACCGCUGAGGAUGCGCCUAAUGCUGAGCCUAUCGUCGAUGCCGACAUCACCUUGGAAAACCCCGUCGAUGCUGAGGAGACGUCAGAAAAGCCCACUGAGAAGGAGGCUGCCUCUGAUGCUCCUAGAAGGGACGAUGUUGAUGAUGACGGCGAUGUUGGCAUGGAAGAUACUGUUGACGUUGAAGAGCCUGCGACAACCAUUAAGAAGGAGGAAGUCGAAGCAGAGCCUGCCAAGGUUGCAGAGAAAGAAGACAAAGAGGACCAGCCUGUCUCACGCAGACCUUCCACUGAACCCACGGCAGCAACCAAUGCUGCAGAGAAGGCGGACAAUGAAGACACUGAGGUCACCGCCAACGCGACUGUGAACCAAGAGGGGGCAAAGGAAGCCAACAAGGAGGCUAGCAAAGAGCCAGACGCAAUGGGACCUGAGAACACCAGCGAGAACAAGACCGACACUCCCAAAGAGUCUGCUUCAGCAGUCAAAGAGGCUACAGAGAACGAGAAAGAGGCUGACAACAAGCCUGAGGACAAGAUCGCCGCGCCAGAGGAAGACAAGAUGGACGUUGACGAGAAGCACGCAGCUGGGCCUGAGGACGGAGCGGGUGGUACAGCCGAGCACCCAGCAGGCCAGACAGACUAG
Molecule: messenger RNA, 2091 nt
Organism: Colletotrichum karsti
Lineage: Eukaryota; Fungi; Ascomycota; Sordariomycetes; Glomerellales; Glomerellaceae
Exons: 4
Coding region: 1-2091 (696 amino acids)
Molecular function (GO): histone deacetylase activity
Source: RefSeq, a predicted model, not a curated record